GACUCUCAACCACUGCGCCACCAGGGAAGCCCAUGUAUAUAAUAUUUAUUUUCAAUGGGGAGCAUGUCGGUGGAGCUCCUCAUGCUGUCAUACCAGAAGUGGAAUUCCCUGAUCAAUUCUUUACAGUUCUAACCAUGGACCAUGAAUUGGUGACAUUCAGGGAUGUGGUCAUCAGCUUCUCUCAGGAGGAAUGGGAGUAUCUGGAUUCUGCUCAGAGGGACUUGUACUGGGAUGUGAUGAUGGAAAAUUACAGCAACUUGGUCUCACUGGACUUGGAAUCCAAGUGUGACAAAAAGACUUUAUCUACAGAGAAGGACAUUAUUGAAAAAAAUGAUUCUCAGUGGGAAGUAAUAGAAAGUAGUAAAUUAGUUGGCCUUGAGAACUCCAUUGUCAGAAAUGAUUGGCAAAGCAAAAGGAAGACUGAAGUGCAAAGACCUGAAGUGGGAUAUUUCAGUCAAAUGAAAAUCAUCUCUGAAAAAGUACCCAAUUACAAAAAUCAUAAAUCUCUUACAUUACAUCAGAGAAUUCAUGAUAGUGAGAAGCCCUGUAAGGAAUAUGGGAAGGUCCUUAGUUGUGACUUAAACUUUGAUGAAUAUGAGAAAAUAUAUACUGAGAAAACCUCUGAACAUAGUAGAUAUUGGAAAACCUUUGGAGUAGAUGACCCACAUACCCUACAACUGAAUAUUCAUACUGGUGUGAAACCUUGUAAAUGUAUGGAAUGUGGGAAUGCAUUUAGUUUUUGUGAAGACCAUAGUGUACACUGUGAUGAUCAGAACUGCUAUAAAUGUAAGCAAUAUGGAAGGACUUUUAGGAGAAUUGAAAAAAUCACUGCACUUCAAAGAAUUCAUGAUGGUGAGAAACCCUAUGAAUGCACUUCCUGUAGGAAAUCGUUUAGAGUGCAUGCACAACUUACUAGACAUCAGAAAAUCCAUACUGAUGAGAAACCUUACAAAUGUAUGGAAUGUGGCAAGGACUUUAGAUUUCAUUCACAACUAACUGAACAUCAGAGAAUUCAUACUGGUGAGAAGCCAUACAAAUGUAUACAAUGUGAGAAGGUCUUUAGAAUUCGUUCACAGCUUAUUGAACAUCAGAGAAUUCAUACUGGUGAGAAACCUUAUGCAUGUAAAGAAUGUGGGAAGACUUUUGGAGUCUGUCGAGAACUUGCUCGACAUCAGAGAAUUCAUAGUGGUAAGAAACCCUAUGAAUGCAAAGCAUGUGGAAAGGUCUUUAGAAACAGUUCAUCCCUGACUAGACAUCAGAGAAUUCAUACUGGUGAGAAACCAUAUAAAUGUAAGGAAUGUGGGAAAGCUUUUGGAGUAGGUAGUGAACUUACUCGACAUCAGAGAAUUCACAGUGGUCAGAAACCUUAUGAAUGUAAAGUGUGUGGAAAGUUCUUUAGACUUACUUCAGCCCUUAUUCAACAUCAGAGAAUUCAUAGUGGUGAGAAACCUUAUGAAUGUAAGGUAUGUAGGAAGGCCUUUAGACACAGUUCAGCCCUUACUGAACAUCAGAGAAUUCAUACUGGAGAGAAACCUUACGAAUGCAAGGCAUGUGGGAAGGCCUUUAGACAUAGUUCAUCCUUUACAAAACAUCAGAGAAUUCAUAAUAGUAAGAAACCCUAUGAAUGUAAGGAAUGUGGGAAUGCCUUUAGAGUGGGCAGGCAACUUACUUGACAUUGAACAAGUUGUACUGGUGAGAAGCCAGGAGACCUCUGGGAAUGCUCACCAGCCUGGAGAGCAAGGCUACAAGUGACACCUGCUCAAAGAAUUACUAUUGGAGAGAAACCAUAUGAAUUUACUGAAUGUGGAAAAGCUUUCAUCCAUGUCACAUAUCUCCUUCAGCAUGAUCAAAUUCAUGCUGGAGAGAAACCUUAUGAAUGUAAUGACUGUGGAAAAACAUUUAACCUGAAGCAAAACCUCAUAGAGCAUAAGAAAAUGCAUACUGGAGAGAAAUCACAUGAAUGUAAUGAAUGUGGUAAAGAAUUCUCUCGAGUCUCAUCCCUUACUCUACAUUUGAGAAGUCAUACAGGAAAGAAACCAUAUAAAUGUAAUAAAUGUGGAAAAGCCUUCAGCCAGAAGGGAAACUUGCUUACUCAUCAAAAACAUCAUACUGGAGAGAAAACUUAUGAAUGUGGGAAAGCUUCUAUUCAGAUGCCAAGCCUUAUUAAACACCAGAGAAAUCAUAUUGGAAACAAACCCUAUGUAUGUAAGGAGUGUGGCAAAGCCUUCAAUGGAAAAUCAUAUCUCUCUGAGCAUGAGAAAAUUCAUACAGGAGAGAAACCAUUUGAAUGUAAUCAAUGUGGAAGAGCCUUCAGCCAGAAGCAAUACCUCGUUAAACAUCAGAAUAUCCAUAGUGGAAAGAAACCCUUUAAAUGUAAUGAGUGUGGAAAAGCCUUUAGCCAGAAGGAAAACCUCAUUAUCCAUCAAAGAAUUCAUACUGGCGAGAAACCUUAUGAAUGUAAAGGGUGUGGGAAAGCUUUCAUUCAGAAGUCAAGCCUCAUUAGACACCAGAGAAGUCAUACAGGAGAGAAACCUUAUAUAUGUAAGGAAUGUGGAAAAGCCUUCAGUGGGAAAUCAAACCUCACUGAGCAUGAGAAAAUUCAUAUUGGAGAGAAACCCUAUAAAUGUAAUGAAUGUGGAACAAUCUUUAGGCAGAAGCAGUACCUCAUUAAACAUCACAAUAUUCAUACAGGAGAGAAACCCUAUGAAUGUAAUAAAUGUGGAAAAGCCUUCUCUCGAAUCACAUCUCUCAUUGUACAUGUGAGAAUUCAUACAGGUGAUAAGCCUUAUGAAUGUAAAAUAUGCGGGAAAGCCUUCUGUCAAAGCUCAUCUCUUACUGUGCAUAUGAGAAGCCAUACAGGUGAGAAGCCCUAUGGUUGUAAUGAAUGUGGGAAAGCCUUCUCUCAGUUCUCAACUCUUGCUCUGCAUAUGAGAAUCCACACUGGAGAAAAACCUUAUCAGUGUAAUGAAUGUGGAAAAGCUUUUAGCCAGAAGUCACAUCAUAUUAGACACCAGAGAAUUCAUACUCAUUAAAACUCUAUGAAUGCCUUGAAUUUGGGAACACCUUCAAGAGAAUUCGUAUUAAACAGUAUAUCAGAAAAUUCAUUUUACAGUAAAGUCACAUGAAUGUGGAAAAUCCUUCAGCAACAGCUCAAAAUGUAAUAUACUGAGAAUUUAAUAACUAUCACAGUAUCAUGAAAACCUACACCCCAAGACCCCCACAACAAACAUUGUUCCUGCUGUACUUUUAGGAGCAUUCUCAUUAAAGUAAGGAUCCAGUCAUGGACACUAAUCAACAUGGUUCUGGAAGGCCUACUUGAUGCAUUCAGACAAAGAUAUGCGAGAUGGGUUGCCAGUUAUACAAGCACAAUUUGUUAAAAUAAUCCAGCAGCCAGUUUAUCAGCAAGUCACACAGCUCUGACACCUGCAUGUCCACCAGAAGCAAUCACAGAUUUGAACUAGCAAUCAAAAAGAGAGAGGGAGAACAGAAUAAGCUUUAACCUGACAUUAAGUUUAUUAUUAGAUUUGUCCUGACAAAAAAAUGUCUUCACAGCAUGUUCAUCGACAGUCCUGCAACUAUCCAAGCAAG
Molecule: messenger RNA, 3588 nt
Organism: Aethalodelphis obliquidens (Pacific white-sided dolphin)
Lineage: Eukaryota; Metazoa; Chordata; Mammalia; Artiodactyla; Delphinidae
Product: zinc finger protein 529-like
Exons: 9
Biological process (GO): regulation of DNA-templated transcription
Source: RefSeq, a predicted model, not a curated record